AUGAAUGCGGUUGAUGUUGACCCGAAAACGAACACCUACCUACUGUCCGCUCGAAGCAUGUGCACAAUCUUCAAGAUCGACGGAAAUACCGGUGAUAUCAUCUGGCAGCUUGGAGGGAAGCACUCCGACUUCUCUCUUGGCGAAGGCGUUGACUUCUGCUGGCAGCAUGAUAGUAGGAUGCAUCAAAAAUACCUCCAUUACGAAACCAAGGGACCAAAAGAAAUUAUAUCUUUCUUUGACAACUCCGCGCAUGAGAAUCUCGUGGGUGGUCCUACUCUCGAAGCUCGCAAUUAUAGUGAAGGCAAGGUUGUCGAGCUAGACACCACGAAGCACACUGCUACCUUGAUCGCAAGCUUCCGCGCUCCCGGAGAUCUCUCGGCCAGAUCCCAGGGCAACCUACAGCUCCUGCCAAACGGAAUCCAUUGGAUCAUUCUCUUACUGAAAGCAAAUAGGCCUCAACCCUGCAUUUUGGAUGUCGAGUAG
Molecule: messenger RNA, 483 nt
Organism: Penicillium riverlandense
Lineage: Eukaryota; Fungi; Ascomycota; Eurotiomycetes; Eurotiales; Aspergillaceae
Exons: 1
Coding region: 1-483 (160 amino acids)
Source: RefSeq, a predicted model, not a curated record